CCUCAACAAGCACAGAGAACGAGAGGUUUCGAGCGUAAUUCAGGCAGUCAAGUGCCUCUGCGAGAUUGGAACGGUCCAUUGAAAACCGCCUCUUUGACGCUUCGGCUUACCCAUACCCGCCCGACCUUUGCUACUUCGCCAUGGUGUUGAUGACCAUGGUGGCCAGGGUGGUGGAUGGCCUGCCCUUGGCCGCCUCCAUCCAAGAGGAUGAUCAGUUGGGCAAGAAUGUGGUGGACUAUCAAAAUCAGGCCAAGCGACUCUUCAAGACGCUCACAGCCACGUCGCCCAUCAAAUGUUCCAUCGAAUCCGGACCUUAUCUGUUCCAUUACAUUAUCGAGCAGGACGUGUGCUUCCUGACCCUCUGUGAUCGUGCAUUUAACAAGAAAAUGGCCUACUCGUUCCUGGAGGACCUCUCCCAAGAGUUCUACAGCCAGUAUGGACACAAGAUCAACACCGCCACACGACCCUACUCCUUCAUCGAAUUCGAUACGUACAUUCAAAAGGCCAAGAAGACUUAUUCGGAUAGUCGAGGUGGGCGGCAUCUGAAUGCCUUGAACACGGAGCUCCAGGAUGUCCAGCGCAUCAUGGUGCAAAACAUUGAUGACGUUCUUCAACGAGGAGCCAUUCUUUCAGAGCUCGAUUCCCGAGCCCAGAAUCUGUCCAUGAUGUCAGCCAAGUAUAAGAAGGAUGCGGCAUCGUUAAACGCCGUAUCGUGGGCUGCUGUGGGUGCGGGGGUGUCCGUCCUCUUCUUUGUGUUUUUCAUCUGGUACAAGUUUCUGCUCUAAAAUGAAGGCCGACCUGGUGAAGAGAAACUUUUACAACCAUUUAACCAUCCCACAACCAACACCGAACGCGCUCUUACUGGGCCGCUGAAUUCAUCAAAUUACCUUGUUCUUUAAUACCGUUAUUCAUACAUCUAGAUAUUUCAAAUAA
This is a messenger RNA of Tigriopus californicus, 933 nucleotides long. It is a transcript of the gene Sec22, whose product is annotated as vesicle-trafficking protein SEC22b-like. Gene Ontology annotation, cellular component: SNARE complex; endoplasmic reticulum membrane; endoplasmic reticulum-Golgi intermediate compartment. The transcript is spliced from 5 exons. Gene Ontology annotation, biological process: vesicle fusion with Golgi apparatus; endoplasmic reticulum to Golgi vesicle-mediated transport; retrograde vesicle-mediated transport, Golgi to endoplasmic reticulum. The coding region runs from base 141 to 785 and encodes 214 amino acids. NCBI's taxonomy places the organism in Eukaryota, Metazoa, Arthropoda, Copepoda, Harpacticoida, Harpacticidae. Gene Ontology annotation, molecular function: SNAP receptor activity. The record is from RefSeq and is a predicted model, not a curated record.